AUGCCGAGUGAGCUAUUGUCCGUUCAACAGCAACCCAUUCCUAAAAUAAAAUCCCUCAAAGGAAUAGCUAAUCACCGUUGUUAUCAUGACUUAUCAACCCACGAUGGUAAAAUCAAAUCCACUCAGAAACAAACGAAUCAUAGGAACAAUUAUCAACCUUUGAGACUGACAGAGGCUCAAAAAAUCAGAAGUGAUGCUACUAGAAUCAAUAAAUCGUUAAACGUUCUUCCAACCAAAGCAAGUCCUUUAAAGUUUAUAGACAUUUAUUAUUCAAACAACAAUUGUUAUAUCUUGAAAAUUUAUAAUGAUUUUGCAUUAAUGGCGAUGAAGAAUUUCAACAAGGAUCAAUUUAUUACUAAAUUCACAGGAAGUGGGAUACAAUGUGUGCAAUUUAUUGAAAGAAACACUUUAGCCAAUGAAUUAUAUAUAGAGUUUUGUUCUGAAAGGUCUUUAAGCCCUUCUGAAAUGACCGUAUUCAUUAGCAGAAAGGAGAAUCCUAAUUGUUACAUAAUUAAGACUUUUGAUUCGGGACAAGUCAUUUUAAGCGUUUAUGCCAAGAGUGAUGUUGAUGUAGGAGAAGAACUUUCAAUUGGAACAAUUUGGUCAAGUAUAAAUUCGGGACCUUGUAUCAAUGGAUUAAUUAACAGUCGAAGAGAUUGGUUUAAGGAUUUGACAUUAACUGAUAUUAAAAAUGACAUUUACCAAAAUAUUUCAAUUUAUUUGAACACAGAGGAAAGAUAUUAUAUGAAUAACGAUCCCGAUCUUUUAGUAGAAACUGCUACAUUAGAAAAUGAAAUUCUGGAACAUUUUCUUGGUUAUCGGUAUAACCGAGUUUCAAUUGAUGAUUUGGUAGAAGUGACGAUUAAAUUAUUUAAAUUAAAUUUUAAUGAUAAAGAAUUCAUUAAAUACACAAUAUCGUGUUUAAAUAAUCAUGUUAGUAUUAGCCAAAAAGUAUCUAUUUUAUUCAAUACUUGCAGACUAUUUAUGCUUUGGUGGAAUGAUAUCAAAGAGUUAACAAUAGCAUCUAAAUCAGAAAGGUUUGCGGUUUGUUGGUCUUUAUCAUUCAAUGGAAUGAUGGAAGUAUAUAUGAAUGCUGAAGCAUGGGCAAAAAAUUUAGCAAUUUCUUUUGAUAAAUUUAGUGAAUAUCUUUGGCAAUGCUUAGAAGCUAUUGGGUGGGAAACCGUAACUACUGUUACUUCUUAUAAUUAUUUUCUUUUUCAAUUAUCUAAUACUUAUGGUAUUUAA
This is a messenger RNA of Funneliformis geosporum, 1245 nucleotides long. The record is from the annotation of a GenBank genome assembly. Lineage: Eukaryota; Fungi; Glomeromycota; Glomeromycetes; Glomerales; Glomeraceae.